AUGAGAAGAUUUUUGCUGAUUUUUGUAGUUAUUUUUCUAGUCUGCGUAGCUUCGGCGGAUAUUCAGUGAGUCGUUUUUUUUUUGAAAAUGAAAAAUCCACGCUCAAUUUUUUUGUAGAAUUUCACGUCAAAAACGUCAAUGGGGAUUCGGCUAUCCGUUAUUCGGUGGAAUCGGGAAUACGUGGGAAUCGCCUGGAAAUCUACCGUACUCUUGGGGCUAUAAUGCGGGUGGUAAAUAGAUAUUUGAUCUAAAUACCUGAAAACUUUUUUUUGAUUUGAUUUGUCGAAUGAAAUAAUUUUUUAUCAAUGCCAACUGGUUUUUGUGAACUUUGAAUAAAAAACAAAACAAAAAUCUUUUUGGCGAAUAAAUUUGUAUUGGGGCUAUAAAAAACGCUGAAAACUUUUUUUUGAGCAAAAAAAAAUGAAAAAUCUUCAAAUUUUCCUAGCAUUUCUGGUGAUUUUGCUGGUUGCUGCUGAAAAUGCGGAUAAAAAUUUCGAGCAUCCCAAAAAUUUGGGAUGGAAGGCGCCGGAAGGGUGAGUGGAAUGCCACGUGGCAAUUUUCCCGGAACUCCCGCCAAAUCUUUCCAGACAUCGUGAAAAACGCUACGGUGGUUGGGGUGGCGGAUAUUAUCCGUAUUACGGUGGUGGAUACGGUGGUGGCUACCCAUACAGUUACGGUAACUACGGUGGAAGUUCCUGGGGAACUUAUUCGAGCUAUCAAGCUGGUGGAUUUAGCCGAUAUAGUAGUGGAGGAUGGGGUUGGGGAAAAUGA
This is a messenger RNA of Caenorhabditis angaria, 771 nucleotides long. The record is from the annotation of a GenBank genome assembly. Lineage: Eukaryota; Metazoa; Nematoda; Chromadorea; Rhabditida; Rhabditidae.